UGUGGCUAGAUGUCGGCGGCCAUGUCUGCGACUUGCCGAUUCUCGUGGCGAAAAUCGGAACUAAUUGACACUGACAUUUCAUUUGUCACUGUCAGUGUCAUUUUGGAUUCGAUUCGGCUUGUUUGUUUGUGAAAUUGUUUUUGUGUUGCAACAAUGGAAUCCACGGAAUCACAAAAUGCACAAAUGGAAUGGGACGAAGAAGUCACUCUAAAAUUAAUACAAUUAUACCAAGAAAAAGAACUGCUAUGGAACCCCAACCACAGUGAUCACAAAAGUCGGCCAAAACGGUACGAGGCAUGGAACGAAAUUGCAAUAAUUUUAAAAACAAAUGUAACAGAAGUGGAGCGAAAAAUAAAAAAUCUAACCAGCCAAUAUUACAGAGAAAGAAAAAAAACUGUUAAAUCAAGAAAGACUGGGGCCAGUACAGAUUGUGUUUAUAAAAGCAAAUGGUUUGCAUACAAAUAUUUCAAUUUUUUGCUCACUAAAAAUAAACCAGCUGGGACGAAUGAUUCGGAAACAACAUCUAACGACAAUGGCUACAUCACAGAAAAUAGUUCAUCUCAAACGUCACACAUUCCUCGAGCAAAUAAACGUUGUAAACCAAAUAAUGAGAUUUCAGAAGCAAUAAAUUUAAUAAAAACAGUUGGUCAACAAAGAAAUGAAUCAAAACUAAGAGAUGAGGACGAACUGUUCGGUGAAUACAUAGCAACCCAACUUAGAAAGUUCGAGAAAACGACCAAAGCAAUCGUAAAACAUCGGAUAAACAACAUGAUUUUUGAAGCCGAAACUGGUUACAGAGCUGACUUGUUUCUACCUUCACCGAGUACUUCAACGCCCCAUAGCCAUCCAAGCUGUUAUACUUCCCCUAUCGAUCAACAUGUGAAUUCUUACUAUUCAUCGUCCAACUCUGCCCUAACAAACCCCGUUUCGCCUCAAACUGAGGUGCCGGUUGAAGAAAACGGUGAUAUUAAAAAUAUAAUACUGUCUAUUGAUCCUGAUAAUUAAAAACGCUUAAGUUACGUGAAGUGUAAAAAACAGAAGUAAGUGAUUUACCAACUAUUAAUAUGAAUUAUAAUAUAAAUACAACAAUUCCAUGUUUUAUAACUUGAGAUGUUAAUAUCCCAAUAACGGAAGAAAACAUUGAAAUUCUCUUUUUAUUUUUAUCCACAACGAGGAAGCUCUUGGCCUGUAUCUCACCUGAUGGUAAGUGACGAUCAGGCCGAAGGUGGAAGCGAGCUUCACCCGGAAUCCUCAACCACGGAGGCUGACUGUACCCUCAUUCCUGAAGGGACAAUGUAUCAGGGACAGACAUGCUAGCCACAUACAGGGUGUCCCAAAAACAAUAGAUUAUCUUUUAACUAAAUUUUACUGCCUAAGGUGGCAACGCACACGGUCGUGACUUAGGCAGUUCGAUUUUAUCAAGUUAGUUAUAAGUUAGUUUGAGAGAUGCGAACUCUCUCUGCGAACGGUAAGAAAAAUUUAAUAAUUAUCUUGUCUAGGCAAAUCAACAAGGAAACUAUACACGCAGACAAAAAAUUUACGACUCAUGUCGGCGGGUUUGGUAUGUAGACUGCUUAAUAGACCUGUCUGUCUAUUACAACUUAGGUUGUUAUUUACAAAUUCAAAUAGUCUAUCUAGUACACAGGCCUUUUCCAGGCACUUAUACACAUCCCAAAUUUUUACAAAUUACAAUUUUAGAUAGGCAAAACAUUCAUGUGUGACUUAAACAUAUAUUUGAGGUCUUAUUUACACUAUAAUAAAAAUAAAUAACAAAAUUGUGCACACUUAACAUUCUAAGGCAAAUCAUUAGUAGCAGGGCGGAUAUGGAAUAAAAAGAUUUUAUCACUAAAACAGCAACAGCAAUAUGCAAUCAGUCUUUUAAACAACAAAGAAUUUCACAUAUAUAUAUCUUUUAAAAACCUUUUUUAAGACAAGCUUUUAUUUAAAUGCUCUUAAAAGAAUAAAAUUCCUAUGGCCACCUUUCGGCUUCAUCAUGAGACCAGCUCCAUGCUAUCAUAACAUUGCAUUGUCAUCCGAAUUACAUGUGUAUGCAAAAUUUCAGCUCAAUCGCUUGUCAGAAAGUGGCAUUUUACCUAAAAUAUUAAAAUUUAACAUUACAAGUUAAAUAAAAGCUUGUAAAAACCAACACAAUAUUGUGAUUUUUGAAAAUGGAUAUGAUAAUAGAAAGGGUCUACAUCUAUACAGGGUGUCUCAUACUUUAUGUUUUAAGUAAUUUUUAGGACUAGUCCAAUUAUAAACACUGUGGAAAUAAAGUUGGAAGGCACAGAGGUUAAAAAUGUUAGUUAACACCAUUAAACAAGGCACACAUCCUUUUAAACGCUAAUUUUAACCUUCAGAAACACAUUAUAAAAUAAAAUAAAAACUACGUAAAUUGAGACGAAUCUAAUGACGCUUCACAAACUUAAACCCAAAUGAAGUUUAUGCUAAAACUUUCAA
Molecule: messenger RNA, 2457 nt
Organism: Ostrinia furnacalis (Asian corn borer)
Lineage: Eukaryota; Metazoa; Arthropoda; Insecta; Lepidoptera; Crambidae
Exons: 3
Coding region: 154-1005 (283 amino acids)
Source: RefSeq, a predicted model, not a curated record